CCUCCUGGUGCGCCCACAUACGGCCUAAAAAGGAUUUCAUCAUGUGAAUGGACAUUUACCCGUGGAAGGUGACGUGAAAGACCUCGGAGAUUAUCUCCACCUGAGAUAAUCCUCAGGAUGAAUGGUUCACCCCAGAAUUCGGAAGCCGUUGGCUCCAGACGAUCCGGCCUCGAGAACAGUGAUGAUGAGGAUUGGAGUACUGUCGUUGAAUGUGCGGUGUUGGAGAGAUCCAAAACGGAUCGAGUGACACGCAGUGAUGAAGACCGUCGGCGGCGCACUAUCAUCGUAGAAAAAAAAAAUGGAAGUUAUGGUUUCACAUUACAGAGCUAUGGGAUUCAUUACAAAAGAGAGCAAGAAAUCGAGAUGGUGACGUACGUUGAUUACGUGGAAUACGAUGGUCCGGCAUUCAAGGCAGGAAUGCGCGAAGGAGAUGUGAUUCUCUCGAUAAAUGGUCACGAGAUGGACCGGGCUGACCACAAAACCCUCGUCAAUUUCAUAAAGAAUUGCGAUGCCCGAAUGCGAAUGGUCGUCUCUUUUGAGGAUUGUGUCAGGAAAGUCGAACUCCACAUGCGCUACAUUGAGCUUCAGCGUGCCUUGCAAUCACGUUUAUCCGAAUUAGAACGUCUCUGUGAGCGCGAAAAAUCCAUUCUCAUGGGCAGAUGGAAGACACAUUCUUUGCCAGCGAGAAAACGAACACCUAAUUGCGGAGCAAGUGAUCAAACUCCUGGAUCCGGAGUCUCCACUUUAAAUACAUCGACGGUCCAGUGCUGCAGACCAGCAACAUCAACGGAACAUCUUUUAUUAUAUAGCGUUUACGCAGAUGGUCGUCCGUGCCUUAUACCUCGCAGCACAGCAUGUCUAGUAGCGGUGGGUCCCCCGCGCUCCAGAAGCGAUCAUCAUCAUUUUUUAUCAAAGGCCUCAAACGACUCAACGAUUUCCUCCCGUCACAGCUACCACCAGGCGAACGGCUCCUCAACCCCCGCCAAAUCCAAGGCCGUCCACAAAACCCCAUCCCCAUCCUGUUCUUCAAAAGACUCCAACCCUCACCACACGUCAUCCCACACCAGCAACAGUCUGUGCGUCGCCUGCAUUUCGAGUGCCAAUCGUCGAAGAGACCCCGCUGACGGAGGAAGCCUAGAUGUCUACGACCUAGCCAGCCCCUGCUGUGAUCCAAACUGUGUUCCGAGCAGAAGAAGACGAGAGAAGCAAAGACGAGCGAGGAAUGAGGCGCAACAGGCCCAACAGGCCCAACAGAUCCAACAGCAAACUCAGCAGCAAACUCAGCAAAUACAGCAGCCGCAACACCACAAUCAGAAGGAGCACAAUCAAGGACAGCAGCACACGGGUCACUCCUGCCCCAGGUCAUCAGGUCACAGUCUUCACUCGAUAACAUCGAGUGAUGUCUCGACGACAGUUGAGAGUGGUGCAUCCUGCUCGACAUCCUUGAGUACAGAUACUCUCUACUGGGAUCCCAAUGUUCAACACCGACCACCACCCUGCAUUCAAUAUCCCAAACCCAAAUCCUGGGACAAUCUCACCACUAAAGCUUUUGGAGGGUAUGGGUUUGGAUAUGGAUAUCUGGAUACUGCCUCUAUCAAAACUCACAGCGCAGAGAGACCGGGGAAAGGCCACAGAGCCAAAACUCCUACAUCCUCCGGUCAGAGACGAUCAGGGGGGUCUGUCUACUCCGGAAGCUCCAGUGGAACCUCCAACAGACACUUCCAACCGACCAAAUCUACGGAGAGUUUACUCGGCCAGAGCCCGUAUCAGAGCGAGGUCGAUUCUUCGAGUUUGAGCUGCGAGUGUCUCGAUGGGAACACCAGGUUUCUCCAUAAAAGGCAAGAGGAGGCCACUUAUGCUGGGGGAAGUGGCCAUCAUCUCGCUAGAAAUCGUAGGAGCAGCCAUGGGGAUGGCAAACUCAGAACUCCUGCUAAUGCUAGCUCUGAGGUUACAAGAUUGUAAUGAGUAGAUGCCGAAUGUUUAAUAAAUUGUG
Messenger RNA from Fopius arisanus, 1993 nucleotides. RefSeq names its product short spindle 6 (gene ssp6). NCBI's taxonomy places the organism in Eukaryota, Metazoa, Arthropoda, Insecta, Hymenoptera, Braconidae. The record is from RefSeq and is a predicted model, not a curated record. Bases 118 to 1962 code for a protein of 614 amino acids. Gene Ontology annotation, molecular function: protein binding. The transcript is spliced from 4 exons.